AUGGCGGUGGAACGCAACCGGAGCAGGCAGAUGAACGAGCAUCUCCGCGUGCUCACGUCUCUCAUUGCCGGAGGAGCCAUCGUGUUCGUGAAGGAGUUGGAGCAACUCCUGCAAUGCUUGGAGUCCCAAAAGAGACGAAGGCUCUUCGGCGGUGGUGAAGCUCCAAGAUCGGCGAUGGACGCCCCUCCGCUGCCCAACCAGCAGCCAUUCUAUCCACCCCUCCCCUUCCCCGACGCCGACCAAGUCAAGCUCCUCGACAUCGACCCAGGCGGCGGCCUCCGCAAGGAGACGGCGGAGAACAAGUCCUGCCUCGCCGACAUCGAGGUCAGGCUUCUGGGCUGCGACGCCAUAAUCAAGAUCCUCUCUCGUCGCCGGCCAGGGCAGCUCAUCACGACCAUCGCCGCUCUCGAGGACCUACAGUUCGCCAUUCUCCACACCAACAUCAGCACCACCGAGCCAACCGUCUUCUACUCCUUCAACGCCAAGACUGCAAGCGAGACCAGAUGCAUUGCGGAGGACAUCGCAAACUCGGUCCAACAGAUCCUAAGCUUCAUCGACGCCAACACAGUGGAGGAGGUCCGAGCCGGGGCGGCUCCUGAGGUGGUCGCGGCAGCCGAGCAGCGUGCCUCGGACUUGGACGCAGAGGCGACGCGCCUACGUUCCGAGCUCAAGGUGUCCGAGGAGAAAAAUAAGGAGCUUCAGAUGCAUCUGAAGGCGUCGAUGGCCGAGGCUCGUUCGGCAAGGGGGGAGUCGAUCGAGCUGGUCCGUCGGUUGGAGGAGUCGCGUGCUGAAGCACGGGGGGCCGCCGAGGCCCUAACCGUCGAGAUUCGCCAGAGGCCGAAGAAGGACAAGAAAUUAAUCGAGGACUACAAGGCAUCCUCGGGCUUUUAG
This is a messenger RNA of Musa acuminata AAA Group (dessert banana), 891 nucleotides long. Its product is annotated as transcription factor FAMA-like. Lineage: Eukaryota; Viridiplantae; Streptophyta; Magnoliopsida; Zingiberales; Musaceae. Gene Ontology annotation, biological process: stomatal complex development; positive regulation of DNA-templated transcription; guard cell differentiation. Gene Ontology annotation, molecular function: DNA-binding transcription factor activity. Gene Ontology annotation, cellular component: nucleus. The record is from RefSeq and is a predicted model, not a curated record. Bases 1 to 891 code for a protein of 296 amino acids. The transcript has 3 exons.